GAUUUAUGUUUUCAUCCUAAUGGUGAUGUGUUUAUUGUUCAAUCGGUAGCGGGCUAUUGGCAAUCUAACUUUAACAAUUUCAAAGAAGAAAUUUGGGAAGAUGAUUUUGUCAUUGAAGGUGAAAAUGAUGUCGAUGUUACUGAUAUUAGAAUAAGCUUUUCAACAGAAGUAUUCAUUCAGUUUCUUGUACUAGCCGUGGGAGUAGAUAACAUUUUUAUUCUUAACCAUGAAUUCGAGAGAUUGACUUUAAGAUCAGGUGGUGAUGAGUCUGUUGAAGAGCGUAUCGCAAAGACUUUAGGUCGAAUGGGACCAAAUGUUAAACGACAAGAGGAUGAUAGGAUGGAUUGUUUUCCGUGUAUUAAGAUUGAAAAUACACCAGAAACGAUUGAUAGAGAAG
Racocetra fulgida is the source of this 397-nucleotide messenger RNA. Lineage: Eukaryota; Fungi; Glomeromycota; Glomeromycetes; Diversisporales; Gigasporaceae. The record is from the annotation of a GenBank genome assembly.